Molecule: messenger RNA, 816 nt
Organism: Coffea eugenioides
Lineage: Eukaryota; Viridiplantae; Streptophyta; Magnoliopsida; Gentianales; Rubiaceae
Product: probable aquaporin NIP-type
Exons: 5
Coding region: 1-816 (271 amino acids)
Biological process (GO): transmembrane transport
Cellular component (GO): membrane
Molecular function (GO): channel activity
Source: RefSeq, a predicted model, not a curated record
AUGUCGGAGAAAGAAAUUGCAGCACUUGAAGAGGGAAAUGCCUCAAGUUUUCCCUACAAAUCAAAUGAAAAAACUACUUUCUGUGCUUCAACUGAUGUGGUUUUGAUCAUCCAAAAGGUAUUUGCUGAGGCAAUUGGGACUUAUUUUUUGAUAUUUAUUGGGUGUGGUUCUGUAGCUGUUAACAAAAUUUACGAGUCAAUAACAUUUCCAGGAGUAUGUAUAGCAUGGGGUUUGAUAGUAAUGGUCAUGGUUUAUGCUGUUGGACACAUUUCUGGUGCUCAUUUCAAUCCUGCAGUUACCAUCGCUUUUGCCAUCUUUCGACAUUUCCCUUAUAAACAGGUGCCUUUGUAUAUUGUGGCACAGCUGUUGGGAGCAAUUCUUGCUAGUGGCACCCUAUGUCUAAUAUUUGAUGUGAAGGCCCAAGCGUUCUUCGGGACUGUACCAACAGGCUCUAAUGUUCAAUCUCUGGUCCUUGAAUUCGUCAUCUCGUUUCUGUUGAUGUUCGUCAUAUCUGGUGUUGCCACAGAUAACAGAUCCAUUGGUGAAUUAGCAGGAAUUGCAAUUGGAAUGACAAUACUAAUCAAUGUCCUUGUUGCAGGGCCAGUAUCAGGUGCAUCUAUGAACCCAGCAAGGAGUAUUGGACCAGCAAUAAUUAUGAAUGAAUACAAGGGACUAUGGAUAUACAUAGUUGGACCUCUUUUGGGCACCAUAGCUGGAGGUUUCACCUACAAUCUGAUUAGAUUCACAGAGAAACCGCUUCAAGAAUUAACCAAAAGCUCAACCUUUAUGAAAAGCGUGUCCAGGGCCAGAACAUAG